AAAAACGUGUGGUUCGAAUAGCUUGGUUAGACGAAGAAGCUACAACACUACGAUAAUGACGAUCUGAUGAAGUAACCUGUAAAUUCAACAGUUUUGUCAUCUCUCUCUCUCUCUCUCGCGACGAUGGCUCGCUUAGUCUUUUCUUUAAACCUUCCAUCUAGUCAUGGAUUCAAUCUCAGUCCUCGAAAUCAUCAAUCUUUAUUCGUUACCCAAACAGGAGCUCCAAGAUUUCGUGCUGUUCGUUGCAAACCAAACCCAGAAUCUUCCGAAACCAAACAGGAGAGAUUGGUAGUAGAUAAUAUUGGUGAAAGUUCAGCUGCGUCGAAGGAAGUGGAAUCAUCUGUUGCUGAUUCUUCUUCCUCUUCUUCUGGAUUCCCUGAAUCUCCCAAUAAGGAUAUCAAUAGAAGAGUUGCGGCUGUUACUGUAAUUGCGGCUUUGUCGUUAUUUGUAUCGACAAGGCUCGAUUUUGGGAUUUCCUUGAAGGAUUUAACCGCUUCUGCGUUGCCUUACGAGGAGGCUUUGUCGAAUGGGAAGCCGACAGUGGUAGAGUUUUAUGCAGAUUGGUGUGAGGUUUGUCGAGAACUAGCCCCUGAUGUUUACAAAAUCGAGCAGCAAUACAAGGACAAAGUUAACUUUGUGAUGCUAAAUGUGGAUAACACGAAAUGGGAGCAAGAGUUGGAUGAGUUUGGUGUUGAGGGUAUUCCUCAUUUCGCCUUUCUCGAUAGAGAAGGAAACGAAGAAGGUAAUGUGGUCGGGAGGCUCCCGAGACAGUAUUUAGUUGAAAAUGUAAAUGCGCUUGCAGCCGGGAAGCAAUCAAUUCCUCAUGCCCGAGCUGUGGGACAGUACUCAAGCGCCGAGUCUCGUAAGGUGCAUCAGGUUACUGAUCCUUUAAGCCAUGGAUAGAGGGAGUGGCAUCACUAUCAUGGUUCUGGCAGAUGAUAGAAGCUGUUUCUAACUCUAUAGUGCACAAAAAAGUAGACAGGAAGUAGCAGCAAUGUUUCAAAUUGAUCAAAAGAAUCCCCCAUUGGAACUAUAAAUGUUGAUAUGUUUGGAGUUGAUAUCGGUUUAUUCGGGUUUGAUAUUGCUUC
This is a messenger RNA of Arabidopsis lyrata subsp. lyrata, 1088 nucleotides long. RefSeq names its product thioredoxin-like protein HCF164, chloroplastic. The transcript has 4 exons. Gene Ontology annotation, cellular component: chloroplast thylakoid membrane. NCBI's taxonomy places the organism in Eukaryota, Viridiplantae, Streptophyta, Magnoliopsida, Brassicales, Brassicaceae. Gene Ontology annotation, biological process: cytochrome b6f complex assembly. The record is from RefSeq and is a predicted model, not a curated record. The coding region runs from base 124 to 903 and encodes 259 amino acids.